GUUGCGGAAUUGAUAUGAAGUGAAAUAAUUUAAUUCUGCUUUACUUGGCAGUAAGAUGACAUAAAUUGACAUUUUUGGCUGAAGACAAGGUUGUAGUAGGAUAAUCUGGUUACGGAUCGGUGAAAACAAAUAUAUGAUCGUUGAAUCUUGAACUAAAGCAGAUGAGAAAACUAACUCAGAAAUGGCUGAUCCACUGUUUCAGCACUGGUUUCAUGGGCGUAUAAAUCGUACAGAAGCAGAAGAGAUUCUGGCACGCCAUGGCAAGAAAGAUGGGUUGUUUCUGUUGCGUGAAAGUACUGCCUCAGCAGGAAGCUAUGCUCUUUCCAUGUGCCAUAACAACAAGAUUAUUCAUUAUCACAUUCAACGGCAUUCUGAUGGUACAGUAGCCAUUGAAGAUGGGAAGAAGUUCCUGGGACCUGUGGAGUUAAUACAUCAUCAUCACACUUGCCUAGAUGGGUUAUUAUCAAAGCUAACUGAUCCGUGUAAUAGGCUCCCAGGGGUACCUCCAAAAACUUACUCUGGUGCUAAUCAGGAACAUAUAAAAGAUGCAGCUAUUGCUGCAAUGGCAUCUAUGGGCAUACAGGAUGGAGAUGAAACUACUGCAACUUUGAUGAGAGCUAAAUUGGAGUGUGCAAUAGGUUCAGUUUUGCACAAAAAUCAGUUGUGGUUCCAUGGAGUGAUUUCACGUGAUGAAGCUGAAAGAAGGCUUUCUGUGUUAGGAUACCAAAAUGGAAUGUUCCUUAUCCGUGAAAGGGAUUCAGGAUAUGUCCUUGGUUUGUGCCAUGAAGGCUCAGUGGUGCAUUACUUGUUUGACGUCGACCAACAAGGCAGAUUAUCAAUAAAAUCUGGUCCAAAAUUUGACAACCUGAUGUUAGCUGUGGAUCAUUAUGCCCAGCGAGAAGAUGGUCUUCUCUGUAAGUUAAAGGAACCCUGUAAUGUGGAGCUGUUUGAAGGUCGAAGAAGGAUUUCAGUGGGUGCACGGCCACCGAGUGUCUCUGAUCAAGAACCAAGAAUUGUUACUGGCAACAGACCACCCAGUAGAUCUUUCACUGAAACUUCUCCAUUUGCUUCAAACCCAUUUCUUCAGGGUGGAACUGCCAAUGUCCCAGACCUUCUACAUGGAGGUUAG
Stylophora pistillata is the source of this 1129-nucleotide messenger RNA. RefSeq names its product tyrosine-protein kinase SYK. Gene Ontology annotation, molecular function: protein tyrosine kinase activity; ATP binding. Gene Ontology annotation, biological process: protein phosphorylation. The record is from RefSeq and is a predicted model, not a curated record. NCBI's taxonomy places the organism in Eukaryota, Metazoa, Cnidaria, Anthozoa, Scleractinia, Pocilloporidae.